AUGAUCAGGAGUCCGGAGUACGAUGAUAAUCCGAGGAGUACGAAUAUAAUUUUUCAUCGAAAUCAUCCAAAUGAAAGAUUAGGUUUAACUCUUUGUUAUGGUAUAACAUCAAAAUCAACUACUAAUAUUUAUAUUCAACAAGUUGAUAAAGAGAGUAUAGCAGGUCAUCGGGGUGAACUUCGAAGUGGUGAUCAAAUUAUUAAAAUAAACAAUCAUCGUGUUAUAAGUCGAGACCAAGCAAUCAAUCUUGUAAAUGGUGCUUGUCAUAUUCUUUUACAAAUUGUACGUUUUCAAGUUAAUUGUCUUCCAAUAAUUCAAUCAAUACCAUUAAAUGAAGAUGAUAAUGGUGUUGUUCUUGCUUGUAAUACAGAUAUUGAAACAACAAAUCAAAAAUCUUCAAAUGAAUGUAAUAAUUUAAUAAAAAGUUGUAUUAGUUUAUCAUCAUCUACAUUAAAUAAUAAUUGUUUAUAUUGUCGUCGUAUACAAUCGUAUACAGAUCAAUUUCAAUAUCGUCGUUGUUUAUCAUUAAAUGAUUUAAGAUCAUGUAUAAAACAUGAAGAAAAACAAAUUCAAUAUAAAAAACCUUUAAUUCGUUCUCAAAGUCUUUUGGAAAUAAUAACAGAUAAUGAACAAAUUAUACUUAAACCAUUACCAUUUAAUAAUCAAUCACAACAAAAUUUAAUUGUUAAACGUCGAAAUGAUAGUGAUAGUAGUCGAUCAAAAUCAAAUGAUUCAUAUCAUUCUCAUUACAAUAAUAAUCAUAAUCAAUGGACAUUAAAACGUUUUCGACGUCGUUGUCGUGAACAACGUUUAAAAGAACAAUAUCAAACAACAGAUGAUAAACCAAUGAGUGAAUUAAAACAAGGUAAAUAUUGGACACGACAACAACGUAAAGAACAUUUAGCUAAAAUAAAACAAUAUCGACAACGUGCAAAAUUUUUUCAACAACGUUCAAUAAUACCUUAUUCAGAUUCAGCAACAGAAGAUCUUAAUUUAUUAAAUCGUAUAUUCAUUCAAGAAAGUCAACAAGAAUUAAAUGAAAAACUAUAUUUAGCUUAUAAAUAUGGACAACAAUCAUCAAUUGAAAGAAAUCGAUUAAAACGAAUGAUUCAACAACAUUAUUUUAAUAGAAUUAAAUCUCAAUCAACUGCAACUAUAUCAAUUUCUAGUACAAUUAAUCAACCUCCAUUGGUUAUUCUUUGA
Messenger RNA from Rotaria sordida, 1203 nucleotides. Lineage: Eukaryota; Metazoa; Rotifera; Eurotatoria; Philodinida; Philodinidae. The record is from the annotation of a GenBank genome assembly.